AUGUCCAUCGAUAUUGAUCAUCAGAACCCCUCCGACGUCUUGAAACUGAAGACACCGGCUGUUACCAUAGCUGGAUCAGACGUCUCGUUCGACGACACCAUGUCGACGAGAUCCUCCCGCUCCAGUGUCCCGAGCGAGAUGACGGGCCCUCCCGCCGCAGAUGACAAAACGGAAGACUCUGAAGAGACCAAAGUCUCCGAGACUUCCAACAGAAUUUUGGACGUCAUUCUAGAAUACUCUCUUCACAAGUUCGACAGCACCGAGGAACUGCAUAAUGCCGGCAGGCCUAAGUUCCUAGCCGUCGUCUCACGCUUUGUCAAAGCACGGCAAAAGGUAGUCAUGUGUCUACCGGCAUUCCCGUUCAAGUCAGCAAAUAAGGUCGAAAAGGUUCUGGGUACCCUCCCAGAUAAGGCUGAAGAGUUGGCACUUGCUAGACUAAACUCCAUAUGUGUCACCAUUGGCCAAUUCUAUGAGCCUGGCGCAGAGCUGACUGUCAUCUCAGACGGCCUGGUUUACAAUGACUUGCUAGGAAUUUCUGACCAGGAGACCUGGCGUUACGGGUCGGCGCUACGGGCCAUGGCCGAGCGCAAGGCCUUCUCUCAUCUCUCAUUCUCCCGCCUACAGGAUUUGGUCGCAGUGAAGGGCCUGCCCAAUGACCUUAAUGAGCUCACGUACGUUGCCAACGCAACUAACUUCCGCCGGACCCUGUUCAACAAGUAUGGCCGGGACGGCGAUCUUGACAUUGACCAUGAAAUCGCCACAAAUCCGGACACGCUCGGGACGUACAAGGGGUACUGCCGCUUCCUCAAGUCAGAUCUGCAGCACAUUUUCGGCCCAGCUAAGAGCAGUGCCAAGUACAGGAAGGAUGUCAAGUACCUCGCCAAGCAAAUGCUGAUCCGGGGAUACGCUUUUGCGGGAGCCGUCAAAGCGCGCUUCCCGAACUAUUUACGUCUCAGUAUCCACCAGUCUACUGGAGAGCAUAAGAUUUCCAUCAGCCUGCUCAACACCAAAAGCGGCUUUACGACGCCGUGGCAUUGCAGCGUUGUAUUGAUGGCAGACGGUGAAUGGCUUAGUGGCCUUGCGGUCGACUUCAAAGCCGAUCGGUUGCUGGAGCUCGUCGAGGAGGAUGGCCGGCCGAGUUACUUCAGGGAGGUCCUCCGUCAACGACCAUACCUGAUGGAGAACGCGAAGCCGCGUAUAGUUAUUCAACAGGAGCCACAGGCCCAUAGGCCCAGGAUACGCCCAUCCUAG
Messenger RNA from Fusarium oxysporum Fo47, 1251 nucleotides. Its product is annotated as Pyoverdine/dityrosine biosynthesis protein-domain-containing protein. Lineage: Eukaryota; Fungi; Ascomycota; Sordariomycetes; Hypocreales; Nectriaceae. The transcript has 3 exons. The coding region runs from base 1 to 1251 and encodes 416 amino acids. The record is from RefSeq and is a predicted model, not a curated record.